This is a messenger RNA of Fraxinus pennsylvanica, 579 nucleotides long. The record is from the annotation of a GenBank genome assembly. NCBI's taxonomy places the organism in Eukaryota, Viridiplantae, Streptophyta, Magnoliopsida, Lamiales, Oleaceae.
AUGCAGGUACAAACUAUAAAGUUAAUUUUACUGCUGAUAGUUUGUGGGUUUGGUCUCAUCAUUCUCUCAAAUCAACUUCUGGUGAAAGCUUCGGAACGUGCCCACGUUGUUGGAUGGAUUUGUCUUGUAUUUUCAUUGUGUGUAUUUAUUGCCCCAUUAGGCAUUCUGAGACAAGUUAUACGAACAAAGAGCGUCGAAUACAUGCCAUUUCUUCUAUCAUUUUUUCUCACAAUAAGUGCUGUUAUGUGGUUCUUCUAUGGUUUGCUGCUCAAGGAUUAUAACAUUGCUAUUCCAAAUGUUUUAGGCUUCAGCUUUGGCGUUAUACAAAUGGUACUUUAUGUAAUAUACAGAAACGGAGCUAAGAGUGACAAGAAAAAGCUUCCUGAAAUACCAAAGAAAAUUAUAAUUUUGGAAGAACACAAAAUUCCAGAAUUAACUGAGCAAAUUAUUGACAUUGUGAAAAUCAGUGCACUGUUAAAUUCAGAGAAAAUUCCAGAGGUUUCACAUCCAAUUAAUGAUGGAAUCGAAGAAGCUCGUGAGCAUCAGAAUAUGCCAAAGGACAUUGAAGUUAAAAUGUAA